AGCAAAACCAGGCCGGCUCAGAAACUGCGGCUUCAGUGUGACACGGAUAGAGCGAGUGAGGGUACCUUCACAGCGUCUUCUUCAUCACUGGCAUUCAUAAGAUAGAUAAUUUAUUCUAUUUCACACAAUCCUGCAAAUAAGCGGUGUGAUAUGGAGAUAAUAUCCGUGUAUAACUUAUACACAAUUUCGCAAUAGCAUUGAUCGUAUUAAUAUAGUCUUGUUUUGCAAGAAGAAAAUGAUACAUCUUCAGUAGAAAUUAUUACAUUUCAGGAAAAAAAACAACUCCUGAAGGAUCUCCCGAAAAGGAAAUUGGAAGAACGUAAUUUAGUCUACCAAUUUUCACCUCUGCUGCAUGACUCUAUUGGAGCUCGAGAUGACAACUAUGGACACGAACAACAACAAUACAGGGGGCGUGAUCUCCUACAUCGGCUCAUGCGGCGGCUCGCCGAGCCGCACCAGCCCGGUGUCCAUGUACAGCGAGAACUCCAACAGCAGCUUCCAGUCGCUGGCGUACUCCCAGCCGUCGUUCGGAUCGUCCUUCCCGCCCUCUCCCAACGGCUCCCACGACUCCUCCCGGAUGUACCCCGGCAGCUCCAGCUCCAGCUCCAGCUCCAGCUCCAGUUCCGGGUCCGGGGAGGACGGGAGCUCCUCCAGCUCCGGCGGCUCCCCGCGGGGACGCGACGAGGUCGUGAGCUCCCGCUCCUCCCCCAGCAAGUCCGUCGCCAGCCUCACAAAGCUGAACGGGAUGGUGCUCCUGUGUAAGGUGUGCGGGGACGUGGCUUCAGGAUUCCACUACGGAGUCCACGCCUGCGAGGGCUGCAAGGGCUUCUUCCGCCGCAGCAUCCAGCAGAACAUCCAGUACAAGAAGUGCCUGAAGAACGAGACCUGCACCAUCAUGAGGAUCAACCGCAACCGCUGCCAGCAGUGCCGCUUCAAGAAAUGCCUGUCCGUGGGCAUGUCUCGCGACGCCGUGCGCUUCGGCCGCAUCCCUAAGCGCGAGAAGCAGCGCAUGCUGGCGGAAAUGCAGAGCGCCAUGAACAACAUGGUCAACAACCAGCUGCAGAGCGAGUUCCAGCUGGCCAGCCUGACGUCGACGGCCUCCUCGCCCCCGACCCUGGCCCUGGCCCCGCAGGCCGCCCAGCUCGCCCCGGCGCAGCCUCUCCUCGCCCCACCCCCGUCUCCCCCCGGCCCCGUGGCCGUGUCCCCCCCUCCCCCGAUGGCCCGGAGCCCACCGCCGCCCGUCCCCUCCCCGCCGCUGUGCCCCAGCCCCGGCGUGGACACCACCAUCACCGCCAUCGCCCGGGCCCACCGGGAAACCUUCGUCUACGCACACGACAAGCUGGGCCUGGGCAUACGCCUGCACAACGGCGGCGAGCUGGACAACUGGGAGGCCAACCGCUGCUCGAGCGGCUACCACCUCAACGGCCUCAACACCAUCUACCACCACGACAACAACGUGCCCAUGCACGAGGCGCAGCCGCAGAACGUCUGCCACCUGCCGCCGUCGGCCCUCAACGGGCACCAUCACAGCUUCCCGCACCAGAACAAGGGCCACCGCCUCUGCCAGAACAGCAAUCUGUACGGGGGCCAGCACGGCCAGGAGCACGGGCUCACUCAGCAGGGCCAGAACUGCCCCUGGAAGAAGCACAAGGACAUCCUACUGGCCUGCCCCAUGAACAUGCACCCGCAGGCAGACCCCAAGAUGUCCGCCCAGGAAAUCUGGGAGGACUUCUCGCUCAGCUUCACGCCGGCGGUGCGCGAGGUGGUGGAGUUCGCCAAGCACAUCCCGGGGUUCAGUGAGCUCUCGCAGCACGACCAGGUCACCCUGCUGAAGGCCGGCACCUUUGAGGUGCUCAUGGUCCGCUUCGCCUCCCUGUUCAACGUAAAGGAGAAGACGGUGACCUUCAUCUCGGGGGCCACCUACAGCCUGGAGGCCCUGCACGGCAUGGGCAUGGGCGACCUGCUGGGCACCAUGUUCGACUUCAGCGAGAAGCUCAAUGGUCUGGAGCUGUCGGCCGAGGAGCUGGGCCUCUUCACCGCGGUGGUGCUCGUCUCAGCAGAUCGCUCCGGCAUCGAGAACGUGAACUCGGUGGAGCUGCUCCAGGAGAGCCUGAUCCGCGCCCUGCGCGCUCUGGUGAGCAAGAGUGCGCCCUGCGACGCCUCGCGCUUCACCAAGCUGCUGCUGAAGCUGCCCGACCUGCGCACCCUCAACAACAUGCACUCGGAGAAGCUGCUGUCCUUCCGCAUCGACGUCUGAGCCGCCGACGACGUUCCAACCACCGCCGUUGGGCCGCACGGCCCCCCGUCCCGUCCCCACGGGGGUCGGAGAGGGUAACGGAGGGGGGGUAACGUAACGGGACUGGCUGCUGCUGUUCCCCCCUCCUCCUCCUCCUCCUCCUCUUCCUCCUCCUUCAAGGGUUCCCCCUCCCGCCUUCAGAGUUCCACCUCCUUGUCGAAUCGAUCCACGCGUCGUCCCCGUCGCGGCGGCGGGGGGCGAGCGAGGUCCGGUGCGUCCGCACUGCAAGCGGGUGGGACUCGGAAGCAUCGGGUUGGAGGGUGUGGACCCCGAAACGGACAGGGGGACCGACGGGAACCCGAGGCCGGCUCGGUGAGCGGCGCCGGCCGAGGUCGCAUUCCCCAACCGGGCCGGGCCUCUCGGGCCGGGCCGAACCGCCGAGGCCCACCGCAAAGACUACAAAAAUAGGUCCAAGAUGCGAAAAAAAAAAACCAGUCGAGGUUCAGGGACUAAAAAAUCGGCGUGGGCUAGCGUUCUAGCCGCACACCAGACGGGGUGCUAAGAGACCUGCUUUUCCAGUUCCUAUGGCGAUCAGUCAUCGGACCAGAUGCCCCAUUUCCUUCCAGACGAGCGAGAGAGUGAGCGAGCGAGCGAGAGAGAGAGAGAGAGAGAGAGAGAGCAGGCACCAAGCAUCAACAGAACGCCAGAACCGGGGCAGAACUCUCAAUACACUCGUGGGUCCUUAUCCUUCCAAGCGCCUGCUAUAUGCUUACAAACUUUAUAUUUUACGAGUACUAUCGAUUAAUGUUGUGGUAUGUGGAAUAUCACACACACAUGUUCGUGUAUAUUGAAAACCUAUGACUUUGUACAUAUGUAAAUCUCUAUAAAUAUAUAAAUACUUGCAGUGUUUGAAAUUGUAUUAUUUUUUUUGGUUAAAACGGAAAGCUCAAGGUACAAAGUAUGUAUGAGGGAUGUAAAUAUAUGUAUAAAAAUAUGUAUAAACAAAAUCAAGUGGUGUGCAUAUAUAUAUAUUAUAUACGCUAUAUUUUCUUGUGUUCUAUACAUUGUAAAGACAUUUGAAAAGCCCAUUUUGAUUCAUUGUACAUUCUCUGUACAUGCCAUUUUAGUUUUUGGGGUGGGGUGGAGGAUGUUGUUGGGCUUCAGGGUCCAAUUUCCUCAAGUUUAUAGGGCGGGACAGGAAAUGAAGUCGAUCACUCAAAAUACCACUUUAAAAACAAAUGCAACCCUCAAUCAAAAGCUUGUUUGUUUGUUCAACUACAAAACAGGAAAUACCUGAAAUAAAAUUAUAUAUGACAUCGUAAA
Messenger RNA from Conger conger (European conger), 3559 nucleotides. It is a transcript of the gene nr1d1, whose product is annotated as nuclear receptor subfamily 1, group d, member 1. Gene Ontology annotation, biological process: cell differentiation; hormone-mediated signaling pathway; positive regulation of transcription by RNA polymerase II. NCBI's taxonomy places the organism in Eukaryota, Metazoa, Chordata, Actinopteri, Anguilliformes, Congridae. The transcript has 8 exons. Gene Ontology annotation, molecular function: RNA polymerase II cis-regulatory region sequence-specific DNA binding; nuclear receptor activity; zinc ion binding. The record is from RefSeq and is a predicted model, not a curated record. Bases 353 to 2257 code for a protein of 634 amino acids.